Molecule: messenger RNA, 2219 nt
Organism: Salvia hispanica
Lineage: Eukaryota; Viridiplantae; Streptophyta; Magnoliopsida; Lamiales; Lamiaceae
Source: RefSeq, a predicted model, not a curated record
CACACACACACACAAAUUGAAAGUAGAAUUUUGCUGUCUUGCUAUAUCCAGCUCCAAAUUAUGACAUGCUAAGUUCCUAGUGUUGUUAAGAAACAAGAGUGAUUGGUUUAUAGUAUUAUUAUAUUAUUGUACUAGUAAUAAUCAUGGAAUAAACCAAACACAAACAAUGAAAAUAGUAAAGUGAUUAUGAUUAUGCGCCGUUAUCGUUAUGAACUAAAAGCAAUUUGAAUAAACCGAAGCCUCUCUCUCUUUAUCUCUCUCUCUAUUUCUCUCGAAAACAUCACAACCAGCUGUGGACGCUACAUAGCUAUCAAGCUCUCUGACCUCUCUCUCCUCCUCCACUCUUAUUACUACUGCCAAACUCCACAGAUUCAACCUCCCAAAUUUUCUGCUUUCUGCAUUCUUCUUCUUCUUCUCUUUGCUUUUUGUAGAGAGGGAAUGGCAGAGAUCAGUCCGCAGCAGAAGGAGGAUGUGGCAGCGGCUACACCAGACGCUCACAAUGCGGCCAUGAAAAUCCAGAGGGGGCAGGAUAUGUACAAGGCUGGUGGUGAGGAGAAACCCUCCAAAGGUGAAGUUCUCGGUUGGUACAUGUACGGACUCUGCUCCUACUUCGUGCACACCGUCCUCAUUCCCAUUGUCUUCCCGCUUAUUAUUAGCCAGACGGUGUCGGAUCCGCCGCCUCCGCCGCAGGGCUGGGGGAGGAGCUAUCAGGAUGUCAAGUGCAAGCAAAGCGAAAUGCUACUAUAUGAAGAACUGGUGCACAGGGCAAUUAAACUCGGUGGCAAGAAUUUGUCCCCGCUGGAGUGGACUUCGAUCUCUUGGUUCACAGGAUUGAUUCUGUCAGCGCCUAUACUGGGCAUUGUGUCGAUCCUCCUUGAUUACAGCCACUAUCAGCAGGUUAUAGCUGGUGCAGCCACCAUAAUCGGUGCUAUCUUCUGCCUCCCAGCGGGCUUUUUCAAGAAAUCGUGGAUCUUUCCACCGUACAUCGCUAUCAUUGUGGCAGCAAACACCAUUGUUGGCGCAGCUCAUGCCCGCCACCUUGGCCUGAUGAUCCGCGGAUUCACAGGCUCCAUCAUACCACGACACCAGUUUGCAAACAGAAGAUCCUUCGCCAGCUGGCUGUCUCUUUACUCAACGGCAGCUGGCUGCUUGGGAGCUGCAAUCAUGUCUUCCUUCACAUACCACAUGUUCAGCCACAAAGACCACUUCACAGCUUUGUGGGUUGUUUCCAUAUUCAGUGGCCUCAUAUGGGGUCUAGGAAUGAUCCACAUUUUCAGCACGGACAGAGCCACAACAACAUACAACAAUGCACCAUCAAAUUCUGCUUCUGCAACCCAUGUGGUAUCCAUCUUCAGAUAUCCACAUGCAGCAGGGAGUCUUGCCGGAGUUUUCCUAUCAUCUUUCAUAACAAUGUGCAUUUUCGGAGCAGCAUUGCUUCAUGCCAUAGGAUACAGUUGCUUCGAAACAAAGAACAUAUUGUUUCUUUGGCUAACAUAUUUCAUGGUUCCUAUCAUUUCUCUUCCACUGGUGCAUCCACUUCAGCAAGCCAUGAAACUAGACGCAGAGAAAAUGCAGCUUCUUGGCCUCAUAUUGUCUACUUUGGCAUCAGGCUUUGGUUUCUAUUAUAAAGGAGCCAUGUGGACUAAAGGCCAUCUUUUUUUCUUUGCAGCCGUACAGGGCUCCGCUACAGGUUUCCUGCAUGCUUUUGGGAGGGUUCUGUGGUUGGAUUGUUCUCCUGCAGGUAAAGAAGGUGCAUUUUCUGUGUGGUUUUCAUGGGCACGAGCACUGGGAGCUUGUGUGGGAUUCGCAGUUUCAACUUCCAUACCUCGAAAUGUAGGCAGAUCGUUUGGAGCAGCGUUCUGCGCAGGGAUCAUAGGGAUGGUUAUUCUGAUAUUUGGAAACAUCAGCAGCUUCAAAGGAGCGAAAGCAGCCGGGCAUGUCAUCCAAAGUGGGAGGAAUUCCCCUGUGCGUGAAUUCGAUGAAGAUCAUUCCAAGAGUUCUGCUUUAUCUGAAGCUAAAGGGAGGACUGAAGUUUAAAGGCUGUUCACCCUUUUUCAUUUCUUUUUUGUUUGUUUGUUUUUCUUCCUUCUUUUUCUCUUUCUUGAUGUACUUAAUAAGUUUGGAUCUAUUUCAUAUUCUUUUGUAAAAGAGGCAUGGCCUGUGUGGGGGCUGUAAAGUUUACUUGUGAUGCUUCUAUAAAUUAUCAGGUUUUACUUUUA